AUGGAGCGCGCGCAUGUGCUCAUCCGCUUGCGAGGUGACGCGUCUGUUUCUACUUCUGUCGGAAUUUGUCGAACAAGCUCCACGACCGUCCGAUUGGAGCACAGCGAGAUGUCUCCGGGAGUGGCCAGCAUCACCUUCGAGCAGGUCUUCGACGUGAACGACAGCAAUUCUCGUGUAUUCCAGACCAGUUUAACAGGUGCAAUAGACGACUUUAUUGGUGGCAAAGCUGUGACGCUGAUAGCCACAGGCGCGACGAAUGCAGGCAAGUCGUUCGCGUGUCAUGGCGACCAGGAAAGGCCGAGCAGCCGAAAAUUCGAGCCAGGCCUGAUAACGUUGGCAAUACGACGAGUUUUCAGCAAUUUGGAGUCCGAAAUUAAAGAUGGGGGCAAAUGCAACGUACUCUUGAGCUGCUGGGGCAUUGGACGUAGUGGGACGAGCAAUCCCGAAGCUCUGGUAGACCUUCUAGCAGCUGGGACGUCCGUCACCACAGAGGACAUGGAGAAGGCAAUGGUGGAUCAUUCUCUGGUCGUCAGGACGCCGGCAGAAGCCGUGCAUCUGUACUCGAAAGCACUGGAAAGAGUCAAGUGUGCGGAGAAGCAGGAUUUUGUGUUUGUGCUGCACGUGGAGACGCUGUCGCCUCAUGGAGAGGCGAGACGAGGACGGUUGGUUGUCAUGGAUAUCCAUGGAGGAUCUAUCGUUGAGCCGAGAGGAGAGGUGGCGAGCCAAACGCAGAAGAAAACUCGUGGAGAGUAUUUCUUAGACACGCAGUUUCCAGUGAAUGAGACGCUCAGUGCAGGCUUCGGACCGUUCGUGGGAAAUACCAGCUCGACCUACGUCCUGGUUGCAAUUCAAACUCCUGCGCCGUUCCAGCAGCAGGUAAUGGCCAUCCAGUCGUUGUUGUAUGCGUGUAAAGCGAAAGAGAUCAAGAGUUCGUGCUCGAUAAACUGUAUUCCGUCUUCUAUCGAGAAAAACAACGCGAAUCAACCUGGUGAGACGCCGAAUCGACUGCCAAUGGACGCGGAAAAUCAAUCCCCCGGCUGUCGUGAAGACUACGACGUACCCAAGUCUCCUCCACCCUCAUCCGUUGAUCAAUAUUAUAUGAUCCUGAUGGAAUGUUGCGCUCGAGAACCUGUGAUGUCACCGAUUCUUAGCCCAAGUACAAGCUGUGAAAGUGAAGAAUCGCUCAAGCAGUCGACCGUGUCAAGGCGAGUGCGUAGGGCCUACGACAUCGCCAAAGCUGCUACCAGCUCGCCACUGAAAUCAAGUGCUGUUUCCACUGCGAGCUCCAACCAGACUGGCGAUUCUACUGCCCACGCUGCAGUUAACGAACUACUGAAGCAUCUUUCGCCUGACUCGCUACGUGGACUCUCUCUCCAGGCCAAAUGCGAGCAAAUCCGAACAACGCAAGCUGAAUUAGAGCGGGCGCUAGCGCACGAAAUCUCUAUUAAGGACAAGUGUGUGGACCGCAUCUCGCGACUGAGUCAGACCAUGAGCUGCCAAGUGGUUGAGCACGAGCAACAGCUCCACGAAGCUCUGACGGCGAAGCAUGCGGCAGAGUCUCAGCUCCAAGAUCUCACCGUAAAAUUCGAUGAUGUUGGCCGCGAGGUGACACGCCUACAGGAAGAAGUCAGGCUACUGAAAGCUGGCUCGGCUGCUGCUCCAACGUCAGAAAACGAGCGCUCCAUGCUCCAUACCUUGUCCACUCGGCUUGAAGAGGCGAUGAUCCAAGCUAAGGACGUGAUCACGUACAAAGACGGAGUCAUUCAGUCUCUCAAGGAGCGACUCCAGCUUGCAAGUAAGCGUGGAGCAGACACAAUCGCUCUCUUGCAGCAGGAGAGGAGUGAGUUCGAGCGUGAAAAGACCAAUCUACUCGCUCAGCUACAGCAGAGUAAGGACAGCAGUGCCAGUAAGAAGGACGAGGAGGUUUCGAGGCUACAGGCGGAGAAUAUGGCGCUUGAGCAGCAAAAGGCGGCGCUUACAGUUAAAGUUGCGCAACUUACGCUUGAGCUGGAGACGGCGCGAUCGCAGUGGACGCAGGACGCUCGUGACCGUGAGCAUCGAGCUGAAAAGAGAUGCGAGAAGCAAGUAGCUCAAGCCGAAGAGCAGCUCGAACAAGCGACUACCGCGAUGCAGCAGCAAAUGGCUCAAUUUCGUGCUGAACUGGACAUGAAAGUGGCGAAGCAGCGUGUGGCUGCGCAAGUGGCGUGCAGAGCAGGUGAACUGAAGUGUGCAGGGAUGGAACGCGAGUUGCAGCGAAUGAAAGUGAAGCUGGCCAAGCAGAAGGUGAAAAUGGACAAGAAGACGCGUGCGUUGGUAGCCAGUGCUCAACAAGAGCACAAAGAGCCUGUCGAAAUGCUGAAGCGUGAGCUUGAAGCGCUAUCCGGCCGCUUAAUUGCGGCAGUGGAACGUGAGCAGGAGGCGAUUAGAAGAGCAGAGGAGAGUGAGGACGCUGGGGAGCGGUUAGAAGCUGACGUGCAGAGGCUUAAGACGUCAGCAAGCGAGCUGGAGCGGGAACGCGCUGUCUUGGGGAACCUUUACAAGGACCUCGAGGCGGAUAAAGACGCAGUUGAAGCUAAGCUUGAGCUCCGUAAACGCGAGAUGGAACAGUCACUAGCACAGCAAAUAAUGGCAGUGGAAGCUCGCGUCAACAAGGAGCGGGACGACCAAGUACAGACGUUGAUAGACCAACACAACGUCGAGGUAGAUCGGUUAAGCGCUGAAGCAAGAGACCGUGAGGAGCGAAUAGCAGAGUUGACGCAACUAGCCAGACAUUCGUCGUCGUCAGCAGCAUCAGAAGAUGGAUCGUUGACGUCAGAUAGCAGCCACCAGAAGAGUAUUGACGAACUGGACGCCUUGAUCGUCGCGAAAGAGCGACGGUAUAGGCAUCUCGAGAAACGGAGUAAAGCUAGUAGCUCAUCACGAUCACCGUCUUCGUCCCCGCCUACGGAGAAGGCGUCUUCAUGUUUAAAGAGAGAACUGACUCACAAAGAAGAGAAGAUUGCAGAACUCUCGGCCCGUCAAAAAGAACUCCUGGUCGCGUUGGCGACUGCUAACGAGCAGGAAACGCGUGCAAAGCAACAGGCUCAAGAGACCAAGACGCAACGGGAGAACGAACUGGCUCAGUACGAAGACGCGCUCCAACAGCUUAAUAGUCUAAAGCGGGAGAACUGGAACCUCAGUCUCGCUCUCCACGUCACAGAAGCGUCAAAGCAGCAACGUAAAGCCCCACAAGCGAACUUAAUCUACUAG
Molecule: messenger RNA, 3249 nt
Organism: Phytophthora infestans T30-4
Lineage: Eukaryota; Oomycota; Peronosporomycetes; Peronosporales; Peronosporaceae
Exons: 4
Coding region: 1-3249 (1082 amino acids)
Biological process (GO): microtubule-based movement
Molecular function (GO): microtubule motor activity; ATP binding; microtubule binding
Source: RefSeq, a predicted model, not a curated record